AUGAGGCCGGGGUAUUGGGACAUCCACAUCCCGCCCAAUUCGGGAUCGAGCUAUGUGGUGGAAGACACCAUGGAGGACCACGCCGGGUGCGAGGUCGUGAAGACCUGCUGCGACGACCAGUUCUCGCUUUGCUUCUCGGGCAAUGCGUCGCGUACCGUGGAGGUCCAGAGAGUGGACAGCGAGAUUGGCUGGCCCCAGCAGGUGGGAUGGGGUCAAGACCUCUACCUGCGCUGCUACGCGCCCUCGGUUGCCAGCUUCGCGCCUUCGACGGUGCCCGCGGAGCCGCCGUGGUACCUGCGCCUGGAGGAGUCCACCCAUGUGACGGCGAAGCUGGAUUUCCACCACGGCAACGUCAUCGGUGGCUGCGAGUGCUCCAAUCACGCGAUCCAGACGCGUGUGUCAGGCUCCGACUGGAUCGAUGCGGGCGGCGAUUGCUUGGCCCGGGACACCCGGACCUGCACCCUGGAAAACCUGGCCGACGCCUCGGAUCGGUUCGGACCAGCGAGAGGCUCCUGCGACGAGUAG
Messenger RNA from Effrenium voratum, 525 nucleotides. The record is from the annotation of a GenBank genome assembly. NCBI's taxonomy places the organism in Eukaryota, Dinophyceae, Suessiales, Symbiodiniaceae.